UCAGUUAGGUUCGUAUUUCGUCCCCAGCGUUAUCUCCUUCCCCUUGAAUAAAAGCCCUUGAAUUCCCUCUCUCACUAUAAGACUUAGAGAGAGAGAACAAAGAGAAUGGCUUCGAUCGCUUCUCUCUCCUCUUCCCUCUCAUCUCUUUCUCUAACACCCAAAACCCCCUCAAAACCCCUCAUCUCUCAUCCCUUCAACUUCAACUUCCCUAAACUGAAAACCCCACAACUUGGGUUGAUCAAAAAAUCACAAAAACUUCCAUUAAUCUCUGCAACUAUUGCAUCUCCCUCUGGUCUCGAGACUUCGGACUUGAAAAAGUAUGUGAAAUCCAGGCUCCCUGGUGGUUUUGCUGCUCAGACUCUUAUUGGAACCGGGAGAAGGAAGUGUGCGAUUGCUCGAGUUGUUCUUCAAGAAGGGAGUGGGCGCUUCAUUAUCAAUUAUCGUGAUGCAAAGGAAUACCUGCAAGGUAAUCCAUUAUGGCUGCAAUACCUCAAGGUCCCACUUAUAACUUUGGGUUUAGAUAGCAGUUAUGAUGUGUUUGUUAAGGCGCAUGGAGGGGGGCUAUCUGGUCAGGCCCAGGCCAUCUCUCUAGGAGUCGCACGUGCUUUGCUGAAGGUGAGUGGGAAUAACAGAGGGCCCCUCAGAAAGGAGGGCCUCCUAACGAGAGACUCGAGAGUGGUGGAGAGGAAGAAGGUUGGCCUCCAUAAGGCUCGCAAGGCUCCACAGUACUCGAAACGUUGAGGUACUGAGAGCACACCUCUCUCUCUCUCUCUCUCUCUGUCAUUUUACCUGUUAUUUUCUUUCUUCUUUUGCUUAAGUGAAUCUGUCAUUUUCCUUGUUUGUAGAGAUAAUCUACAUCUUGCCUUUUGCUUUUUGUUCUUGUUAAGUUGGAUGGAGCUUUCAUCGACUUUCUAAUUCUAAGUAUUCUUCCAUGAAAAGCAGCAAGUUCUUUA
Molecule: messenger RNA, 953 nt
Organism: Amborella trichopoda
Lineage: Eukaryota; Viridiplantae; Streptophyta; Magnoliopsida; Amborellales; Amborellaceae
Gene: RPS9
Product: ribosomal protein S9
Biological process (GO): translation
Cellular component (GO): ribosome; plastid small ribosomal subunit
Molecular function (GO): structural constituent of ribosome; RNA binding
Source: RefSeq, a predicted model, not a curated record